Molecule: messenger RNA, 3325 nt
Organism: Contarinia nasturtii (swede midge)
Lineage: Eukaryota; Metazoa; Arthropoda; Insecta; Diptera; Cecidomyiidae
Gene: SAK
Product: serine/threonine-protein kinase PLK4
Exons: 6
Coding region: 629-3133 (834 amino acids)
Biological process (GO): protein phosphorylation
Molecular function (GO): ATP binding; protein binding; protein kinase activity
Source: RefSeq, a predicted model, not a curated record
AUAUAAACGAAUCUCUCUUUUUUUCUCCUUCUUCUUCUUCGUUAACGAUCCACGCGUACUCUUUACUCUACACGCAACGAACGAAUCAAGUAGAAACGAAACGUUGAGGAAUGUAUGAUACAUACAAUAACAAAUCACACUCACAACCGUCGUUAUUUUGUCCAAAACGCAUCGUAUGACAUUUUUAUGUGUGCAUGUAUGCAUCACAUUUAUGAAGUAUACACAUCGCAUUCGUGUUUGUGUGCGCUUGCAACUUUAGUUGAACCACUAACGCAUUGGCAUUUUUAUGUGUUUGUGUGUUGAAUGUUCUCAUUUUCAAAACCGGUAACGUAAAUGUCUUGUCUUGUUUUUCUUUUGUGGCGUCAUCAAGUUUUUGAGUGAGAGAAUCUUUCAAAGGCGAAUGUCAAAAAAUAUACAUUAUUUCGUGUUGUUAUUACUAUUUUUUUUUCGACCAAAAUUGUUUACAUGUCAAACUCUGUGCGAACAAAAUUAAAUUUUAAACAUACUCAAAUAAAAUUAUCGUGAACUGAACAAAAAUAUUUAUGGGAAAAUGAGUAAAUUACUUAAAAAUUCUUUUCGACGAUCGAUAAAUUAACGAAAGAUAAAUAGCAACAAAGUAGAACCAAACAUGUCUCAAAUUAGUUUGACAAUUGCAGAGAAAAUCGAGGAUUAUGAGAUUCUCGAUUUGCUGGGGAAAGGUGGUUUUGCCUGUGUUUAUCGGGCAAAAUGCUUAAAAUCAGGUUUUGAAGUGGCAUUGAAAAUGAUCGACAAGAAAAUCAUGCAAAAUUCAGGUAUGGUGGGUAGAGUGAAACAAGAAGUUGCCAUUCAUUCAAAGCUCAAACAUCCAUCAAUAUUGGAGUUGUAUACAUUUUUUGAGGAUGCAAACUAUGUGUAUUUGGUAUUGGAGUUGGCACAAAAUGGAGAACUACAUCGAUAUUUAAAAGAGAGUCAACGAGUACUGACCGAAACUGAAACGGCAAACAUUUUGAUGCAAGUUGUAAAUGGCCUACUUUAUUUGAAAGUAAAUAAUAUCCUUCAUCGUGACAUGUCUCUAUCGAAUCUAUUGUUGACGAAUGAUCUCAAAGUGAAAAUCGCCGAUUUUGGUUUGGCCACACAACUAUCACGGCCCGAUGAAAAACAUACAACAUUGUGUGGAACACCAAAUUACAUAUCACCUGAAGUGGCAUCGCGUGCAACACAUGGACUACCAGUCGAUGUAUGGGGAUUGGGAUGUAUGAUGUAUACAUUGUUGGUAGGCAAACCACCAUUCGAUACAGAUGGCGUUAAAUCAACUUUAACCAGAGUUGUAAUGGCCGAUUUUGUUGUACCAAAUUCACUAUCGAUCGAAGCAAAAGAUUUGCUUAAUCGUUUACUACGAAAAAAUCCAAACGAAAGAAUUCACAUUGAAGAUGUGCUUACCCAUCCAUUCAUGUUGAAGCAUUUGGCCGCAUCGCAUCCAACCUAUUCAAAUACAGUUGGAUCGGUUGACAGUGGCCUGCUUACGAUGUCUAGUGGUAUGACAUCAGCACAAAAUCUUACGGGAAAAAUGGACAUGAGACUGCGUUCAGAUGAACAUAACUUUAGUCAGACAAAGAUGCCAGUUAAAGCGACCAAUGUAUUUGAUAACAUAAGAGUUGGACAUAGUGCAUCAUCGUUGUACAAUCGUUAUGAUUCACAGUACAAUGAUUUUGUACAUCAGCCAUCACAUCAAUCGCAAUCUAAUGAGCUCGUCGAUCGAAUCGGAAAUCUGGGAUUGAUGCAACCACAGGAGGAUAAGCAAUUAUUUGGUUCAGCAGGAAUUGGAGGUAGCUGCGGAGCGUAUUCAUCAAAACCGAAUUUUGGAAAUUUGCAUACACCAAGCGAUAUUCUUGCGAAUCAUACACCGAUGCCAUUGCAGGAAAAUCGAUUCUAUGGCAUGCAACAAAAUUUGGUCGCACCGCAUCAAACACACAAUCUAAAUUUCGAACCGAUGCUCUCCAAACAACACCCGACAAAAGUAAAAUCCAGUCAAAAAUUGAGCGUACCACCACUGAAUUCGGAACGUCUGUUACCAACAAGAUUUAAAACAAAAACGGCCAUUUUGAGCAUUUCAUCAUUGGGUGAGGUGGUUGUUGAAUUAAUCAAAUACAAAGAGAAAUAUAAUGAAGAACGUGUGGUAGACGUUUGCCGCAUAUCAAAAGAUGGGCUACGCAUUGUUGUUUAUCAACCAGACGCUGGACGUGGUUUGAAAAUACAAGAUUCUCCGCCUGAUUUACCGGAAUCCGGUGCUGAUUCAAUCUAUAGCUACGAAAACCUACCGUCCAAGCAUCAAAAGAAAUAUGUGUAUGCAUCGCGAUUCAUACAGUUAGUCCGUGCAAAAACGCCGAAAAUUACCUAUUACUCAUCGAAAGGCAAAUGCGAUCUCAUGGAAAAUUUGGAGAAUUUUGAACUAUCAUUUUACGAUGGUGAAAAGAUUGUUCGAACGUCAGAGAAUAAUGUCAACAUUUUCGAUAAUGAUGGAAAUGUAUUGGCAUCGAAUAAUGAAAAUGAUACGAUACGAGCACUUUGGUUACAUUAUCAACAAUGUUUUGAGCAUUGUAAAACUCUUGAACGAAUUUUGAACAGUAUUAAUGUGGAAGGUGAAUGCUUUCCAAUAAUUGUCGGUCGACGACCAGCCACUGCUCCUGUACUAGGUGUUUCAAGAUGUAAUAGUAAUAAUUUACUAACGCCACGGCUGGCAAGUGCGUCUUCGUUAAUGUCGCUCAAUAGUGUCACAUCAACGAAGACAUCUCAAAUGAAAUCAUCACCAAUUUUUCAUUCAACGCCAACGGAGAAGAAAGUGAUUGUUCCUGGCAUUGGAAUUGCAUCACAAUCACCAGAAGGUGUAGUUGAAGUGCUCUAUCAAGAUGGCAGCCGAUUGGCGUUGCACACACCAGAACAAGGCGGUGGUAUAACAUUUACCCAAAUGAAUGGCAGUACGUGCCAUUAUAAUGCUUCAAACGAUGACUAUUCAAUACCCGAAAUAGUUCGAAAUCGAUUGAAUCAAAUGGAAAUUGUAGUCAAAUAUUUGAUGGCUCACAAUAGCUCACAUGUGCCAUUAUGUACGCCCGUUAGCAAUAAGUGCAUGCAACAACAAAUGAAAUUCUUUCGAUAGCAUUUAAUUUAAAUACAAAGCUCUAUUAUUUAUUAUUCGGGUGAGCUUGUCAUACAUCAACCAGUGAUUCCGUUGUUCAAAAAAAAAAGACAAUCUGCAUUUAAAUCAAAUAUAAAACCUAUUUUUUAUCAAUUGUAUCAAAAUAAAAUAUGUUUAAGUAUCUUUUUAUACAUUGUAGACUAAUGGAAAAAC